AUGGGUUGUAAGCAAUGUAAAAUUUUUACAACAAAACAUGAAAAUUAUAAAACUAAAUCAACAAUUAUUGAACAAAAUUCUAUUUCAAUUCCAAAUAAUGAACCAACACAAAUUUUAUCAAAUAAAAUUAAUUCAAACAAACAAAUAAAAUUUACAACAAUAGAUUCUUCAUUAUUACCAACAUUAGAUAAUUUACCUGUUGAAUUAAUUUAUUAUAUAUUAAAACAAUUGGAUACUUAUACAAUUUUUACAUCUCUUUAUAAUGUUUGUAGUCGUCUUAAUUUAAUUCUUCAUACAUAUGAUCAAUAUGAUUUAAAUUUAAAUUCUAUUUCAAUGUCUUAUUUUUAUCAUAUUUGUUCAUUAAUUAAUCCCGGACAAAUUAUAUCAUUAACAUUAUCAGAUGGAAAUGAUAAUAUUGGUUUAGUUAAACUUUUUCUUAAAAAAUUUCCUAUUGAAUCAUUUAAACGUCUUCAUUCAUUAACACUUGUAAAUAUAGAUAAUAAUGAACAAAUGAUAAAAAUAUUUCUUUCAAUUACAGAUCAACUUGAAAUACUUUCAAUUAAAAAUACAAAUGAAUAUUAUAAUGAUACGUUUAUAGAUAUUUUAAUGACAAGUUUAGAAAAAAAAUCUUUAUAUAAAAUUUAUUUAGAUAUUGAAAAAAAUCGUUUUUUAAAUUCAACAAUUAUUUGGCCAGAUAAAUGUUUUUUAAAAGAAAUUAAAUUAAUUGGAUUUUGUAAUAUAACAUUAUUUCGAACUAUUCUUAUUAAUUCACCAUAUUUAAAAAAAUUUCAAGCAUAUGAUAUUGAUCUUGAUGAUGAAUGGAUUGAUGAUGAUGAUGAUGAUGAUGAUGAUGAUGAUGAAAUAGAACAACAUCAAAUGCUUCCAAUAUUAAAUACUUCAAAUUUAAUUUCAUUAUCUUUAGUUUAUACAAGAAAUGAAAUGGAAAAAAUCGAAUGGUUAUUAACACAAUUUACUCAAUUAAAAUAUUUUAAAUAUUUAAAUAUAUAUGAUUUUUCUAUUGAAUCAAUAUAUGAAAGUGAUUAUUCAUUAGUUGAUGGUCAACGUUGGGAAAAAAUCCUAUAUAAUUAUAAUCAAUUUGAAUUUAUAUUUACUAUUCAUAUGGAUGAUGAAGCUUGGAAUUUUCAUAAUUAUUUACCAACAUUUCAAACAAAAUUUUGGCAAGAUAAAAAUUGGAAUAUUGCAUAUGAACAAUAUGAUAGAAUUUUAUUAAUUUAUUCAUUACCAUAUCCACAUGAUACUCAUUAUUAUGAUUGUUCAACAUUUUUUUCCAUAGCAUAUAAUCCAUUUCUAUUAAAUAAAUCUUUACAAAAUGUUACAAAAUUACGUAUUAAUAUGACAGCAGUGAAUAAUUUAGAGAAACGAGUGAGUAAAAUACUCGUUUUUUGUUUCGGCAAAGUUCUCAUCAUAAAAAAAGCAGAUUAA
Molecule: messenger RNA, 1443 nt
Organism: Rotaria sp. Silwood1
Lineage: Eukaryota; Metazoa; Rotifera; Eurotatoria; Philodinida; Philodinidae
Source: the annotation of a GenBank genome assembly